Molecule: messenger RNA, 5570 nt
Organism: Drosophila subpulchrella
Lineage: Eukaryota; Metazoa; Arthropoda; Insecta; Diptera; Drosophilidae
Gene: nAChRalpha1
Product: acetylcholine receptor subunit alpha-like 1
Exons: 11
Coding region: 1557-3269 (570 amino acids)
Biological process (GO): monoatomic ion transmembrane transport; regulation of membrane potential; chemical synaptic transmission
Cellular component (GO): neuron projection; postsynaptic membrane; synapse
Molecular function (GO): transmembrane signaling receptor activity; acetylcholine-gated monoatomic cation-selective channel activity
Source: RefSeq, a predicted model, not a curated record
GCCCGCGGGUUGAAGAAAUCGUACGCAUCGAGCGAGUGACAAGCGCCGCGUCUCACCAAACAAAGAAAAAGCAAAAGCAGAGCCUGAAAAAAAGAAAAAAAAACACAAAUUAAAAACAACUGAUGAUAAAAACAUAGAAAUCCCCGCUACACUCACAUAAAAACAGAGCCAGUCCAACGAAUAUUUUGUAGUACCUACCCAAAAAAAAAAAAAAGAUAAAACCGAUAAAACGCAACAAAAUGCUGCCACAAAUCGCAGGCAAAUGAGCCCGCUAGCCAACGGCUCCCAUCUGCGGCUGCUGCAGAGCAGCGAGUCCGAGCCCGGUCCCGCAUCCGCAUUCGCAUCCGCCUCUGUAUCCGCAUUCGCAUCCGCAUCUGAAUCCCCAUCAUCAUCAUCAGGAUCUCCUCACCGCGUCUCCCUGUGUGUGUGCCUGUGUUCGGGAAAAGCGGACCGCCAGCAAUUGCAGUGUAGGGCGUCCGCCGCAGCAAACUACUAAGCCUCGAGUGUCGAGUGUCUGAAACUCAAAUCUGAAAUUGAGUUUCGUUUCCGGUUCCGCCGCGCGUCGCUCAAUCCGUUUGGCCAAGUCGGUCGGUUGGUCCGCUUACGCUCCUUUCCGUUCCGGUCGGUGGGUCGUUUGCCCCUUCAGACAUUUGGUCCUGCUCGAAAAUUGAUGCCAGCAGCAGCCCUGUAAUACACACCCACACCCAAGACUGCUAACUGGAAUUGCUUCGAACCAUCACCAUCAAACCGAACAACAACCACAACAAAGUGCUGCCAGCAACAAAAACGUAAUCAGGAAUUUAAGCAAAACAAAAAAAAAAAGAGAGCAACAUCUGAGGCAGGAAGGAAGCCGAAAGGAUGUUUAUGGAAUUGUCAUCGUUAGCGAGCAACUGACGCAACACAGCUCAAGGCAUGUGGCAACAGCAACAUCUGCAGCAACAGCAGCAGCAGCAACACUGAGCGGCAGCAGCAACACUUGGCAACAGGGGCAACUAGGAAGGCGGUUGCAGGCAACCUCCGUGGAUCGGUGGAGUGCUGCUGUAAAGCAGCACCAUAGCUGCCAUUAAAAUAGACGCCGCGGCGCAACAGCAACGCUGCCGUCGUCACAAUCAACGCCAGCGACAACACCACCCCCAUCAUCGCCAUCGCAGACGACGACGGCGCAGCAGCAACAGCAGCAGCAACACCAACGGAAGCAGCAGCAGCAACAACGGCAACAACGGCAGCAGCAGCAGCAACUGCAACAUCAGCAGCAACUGCAGCAGCGUCAGCGGGCUGUUGGGCGCAGUGGGCGUGGCCGGCAGCUGCCCAUUGCUAGCCACUCAGCAACUAAUCGACGAACCGGGCAGCAGCAACAACACUGGCGACGACGACGGCGGCGCAGCAGCAGCAGCAGCAACAACGCAGCAGCAACACUGCAAACAGCAACAUCAGCAAAGUGGUCGACGGCGACGCUACGACGGCCUGUCAUCUUUAGGCAAUGCAACGCGCUGUGCAGCAACGGUGAGUUGAUUAAUCACUGUAUUGCCAGGAUACGGGGUUGGACCUGGCCUAAGAUGGGUAGCGUGCUAUUCGCAGCUGUAUUCAUAGCAUUACACUUCGCCACCGGCGGCCUGGCCAACCCAGAUGCAAAGCGACUCUACGACGACCUGCUGAGCAACUACAAUCGCCUCAUCCGACCCGUGGGCAACAACUCGGACCGCCUGACCGUCAAGAUGGGUCUGCGCCUCUCCCAGCUGAUCGAUGUGAAUCUGAAGAAUCAAAUUAUGACAACCAAUGUCUGGGUGGAGCAGGAAUGGAAUGACUAUAAAUUGAAAUGGAAUCCGGAUGACUACGGCGGCGUGGACACGUUGCAUGUACCCUCCGAGCAUAUAUGGCUUCCGGAUAUUGUGCUCUAUAACAACGCCGAUGGCAACUAUGAAGUGACAAUAAUGACAAAAGCAAUUCUUCAUCACACGGGCAAAGUGGUGUGGAAACCACCCGCCAUUUACAAAUCCUUUUGCGAAAUUGAUGUCGAAUACUUUCCCUUCGAUGAGCAGACAUGUUUCAUGAAGUUCGGCUCCUGGACCUACGACGGUUAUAUGGUUGACUUGAGGCAUUUGAAGCAGACUGCCGACUCGGAUAACAUAGAGGUGGGCAUCGACCUGCAGGAUUACUAUAUAUCUGUGGAAUGGGAUAUCAUGCGGGUGCCGGCGGUGCGGAACGAGAAGUUCUACAGCUGCUGCGAGGAGCCCUAUCUGGACAUCGUGUUUAACCUCACACUCCGACGGAAGACGCUCUUCUACACUGUGAACCUGAUCAUCCCCUGCGUGGGCAUCUCGUUCCUGUCGGUGCUGGUCUUCUACCUGCCCAGCGACUCCGGCGAGAAGAUAUCGCUCUGCAUCAGCAUCCUGCUGUCGCUCACCGUGUUCUUCCUGCUGCUGGCCGAGAUCAUUCCGCCCACCUCGCUGACGGUUCCGCUGCUGGGAAAGUAUCUGCUCUUCACCAUGAUGCUGGUCACGCUCUCCGUCGUUGUCACCAUCGCCGUGCUCAAUGUGAACUUCAGAUCUCCUGUCACGCAUCGCAUGGCACCGUGGGUGCAGCGCCUCUUCAUCCAGAUCCUGCCCAAGCUGCUCUGCAUCGAGCGGCCCAAGAAGGAGGAGCCCGAGGAGGAUCAGCCGCCCGAGGUGCUCACCGAUGUCUAUCACCUGCCGCCGGAUGUGGACAAGUUUGUCAACUACGAUUCGAAGCGUUUUAGCGGCGACUACGGCAUUCCAGCCUUACCCGCCUCACACCGCUUCGAUUUGGCCGCGGCGGGCGGUAUUAGUGCCCAUUGUUUCGCGGAACCACCGCUGCCCUCCUCACUGCCACUCCCAGGCGCCGACGACGACCUGUUCAGCCCGUCGGGCCUCAACGGAGACAUUAGUCCCGGAUGCUGUCCGGCUGCUGCUGCCGCCGCGGCCGCCGCCGCCGCCGACCUCAGUCCCACGUUCGAGAAGCCCUACGCCCGCGAAAUGGAGAAGACCAUCGAGGGAUCCCGCUUCAUAGCCCAACACGUGAAGAACAAGGAUAAGUUCGAGAGUGUGGAGGAGGACUGGAAGUACGUUGCCAUGGUAUUGGAUCGUAUGUUUCUGUGGAUCUUCGCGAUCGCUUGCGUGGUCGGCACUGCGCUAAUUAUCUUGCAGGCGCCCAGUCUGUACGACCAAUCGCAGCCAAUCGACAUACUCUACUCAAAAAUUGCCAAGAAGAAGUUCGAGCUGCUCAAGAUGGGCAGCGAUAACACCUUAUAACGACCACUUGGGUUCGCGGCCGGCUGGUGGAAUCUAAUCAUCAGCUCGCUGCGGACCCUGUUCGCCGCUCGCGACGAUGAUCGUGGAUAAUAUACGAUGAGCCAGACCAUGAGUAUUUCCUCGGCGCUGUACAACACUAACAGUAGCAGCAGCAGCAACAGCAGUGACAGUGGCAGUGUCAUUAGCAGUGUUGUAAAGGGUAUUGUGAGUAGUGUUGCGAGCGCCAACGAAACGGAUGACUCGUGGAGCCCAUCGUAAAUGAAACGCGAGGCGAGUGAAGUGAACAUUGCGAAAUGAAUUGAAUGAAUUGAAUACAAUCGAAUGGAGGGCAAGUUUUUGGAGCAGUUGAUCAAAAUAUGUAUGUAAUGUAAUUCAAGGGAGUUGUAGUGUUGAUUAACCAAGACAGUGCUGGAUAGCGACGCGAGCCAAAAGAUCGGUGCGGAGCGGUGCUUAGUUUGUAAGUUUUUUGAUGAACUUGAUGUAUGUCUGUGUGGGUCGAGGAAGUUCAGGUGGUUCGCGGAUCCUCGCCAAGAUCCCCGGGCCAAUGUUGUAAAAAGCGUAUGGAGUUUUGUAAGUUAUAUUGUAUUUUUGAGCGCCAAAAAGUUCCUUGUUACAUCUUUUAGUUUUAAAGUUCCACACAACACACAACAACAAAAAGACAAAAAAAAAGACAAAUGAAAAUGUUUUAAAAUUGCAUUUUAAAUUUAAAUCUGACUGCAUGUGUUCAGUGCGUGAGUGUGGGUGCUUGAGUGAAAGGUAGUGUGAUUGCGGGCGUGACAAAGUGCAUAUACAAAUGUACGGAAAAAUAAAUAAAUUUUAAUUGUUUAUUUAUUUGUGCAUAUUUUUCACAUUAUUUUUAGCAGAGCAAAAGCAAACGCAGAAAUAAUGCGCCCACGCUGAAUGGGUAAAAUUAAAUUGCAUAAAAUUUCAAUCUAUUUUUAGCAUAAAUAAGUAAAGUAAAUUCGGUAAACUACAUUUAAUUAGCCCAUAAGUCGUAAAUAGUGGUAGCUAAGCAAAUCUAGUAUUGAAUUAAAUUUAAUAUUAAACAAAAAACACGAAGUCCGACUAAUCGGUUCGUAAGAAGCGCGAAAUUCUGAAAUAAAUUUAGUUGAAUGUUGAUACAAAGGAGUCGUCACAUUUUUACUAACCACAGGCAACACACACACACAUAUAUAUAUUAUAUCGUGCAAGCAUACAUAUAAAUAUAUAUAGAGUACGUAUACGUAUUUAUAGGAUUGCAGCUAGUCAAAUCACAUAACAACGGAAACGGAAACACACAAAACAAUUUCAAUUAAAAACACGCACACAUACAGACAGACACGGCGAAAAACCAGUAACAAUAACUAAAGCGAAUUGCUUUUUGGCAAGCACUUUGUACCUUCAGUUUGAGAAGCGAUUUUAAUCAAUUAAAUUAUUGCGCAUAAUACAAAUACCAUUUUGGCUCAGCAGCUCGUAUUCAUAGGACUUUGAUUGUUUUCUACAGAUGUUUAUUUAGCAGCUCCGUUCCCAACUCCCUCUCGGUUAACCCGCUGUUUUGUAGUUCCCUGCACUCAUUUUGCAUUCAUCGGAGCAUACGGAGCGUUUCAGCAACCUUUGGCAAGUUCAAUUUAAAAUAAAACUUUUUAAUUACUUUCAACGGGCCACGCGAGUGGUGUUCAGAGUUCUUAGUCCCGGGCUCUGGUUUUCUGGUUUCUGGCCUUUCUGGCCAUUCCAAUAGCCUCGGCGGAGUGCCGCACAGCAAAACACCUUCAAUUUAAAUGCCAAAGCUAACGAAACUUGCCACAAGGUUGACUGCCACUGCCACGCCCACGCGCCCUCUCAUUUUUGCCUUUGCAUUUUUAAUUGAUUUUGCAAAAGUUUUUGCCGCUGAAGCAACAAGAACAGUAAACAUUAAGCAAAUGCAAAAGCCACUGCCGCUUUUCGACGGAGGCGGUGUGAAAAAGGGGCGGGGCUGGGAGAAGAAGGCGUGGCGGCGCCACAAGUCAUGCAACAAAUUAAGUGCGGAAUGCAAUUUGCCAUUCUAUUUGCAUUGGCGCUAGGUAUGUGCGAGUAGUUAAUAAAAAGCCAAAAGCAAACAAAAACGCAAACUUUAUAUUGCAAAAGGCACACAGGAAAAAUAUUUUACUAACUUUUUAAUUUGCAUAAUAUUUGCCAGUCAAAUUCUACUAAGAAAACAAUAGUUUUUUCAAAAUUUAACUUUUCUUCUAUUGCUGUGUUUAUGCUAUGCCUAUUUCAUGAAAUCAAUUCAUGAAAUGAGCAAAUUCGUCUGUGCAUAAACACCGUUUCAUGAAUUCGAUAACA